Molecule: messenger RNA, 859 nt
Organism: Colletotrichum graminicola M1.001
Lineage: Eukaryota; Fungi; Ascomycota; Sordariomycetes; Glomerellales; Glomerellaceae
Exons: 4
Coding region: 1-549 (182 amino acids)
Source: RefSeq, a predicted model, not a curated record
AUGGACUCGGACGAAUCGGACUUUUACGGAGACGAGGAGACGGUAGCUGGACUCGAAACUCGGGUCACGUCCUUCAAUGUGGCUCAAUGGUGGAAGGAGCUCAAUGCUGUCCACAUCAACCGAAGGGUGAAAAAGGAGCCUCUUGACAGCACUAAGCUCCACAACCCAUACGCAGGCGUUCCGUACGCGUGGCAGUUGACAGAAACAGUCGACGAUUUUCUUGCUCGUCUCCCUCCCGGGACAACCGAGCACGACGAUCGUCUCCCUUGGAUCUUCAUCUGUAAUCCGUACAUCGAUCGCAAAGUCAAAUCUGAAGCCCAAAAUCAGCGCAGUAGGGGUAAUGAGGAUGAGGCUCCCGAGGAGGAGGGCUCCCGGCUCGAUACGUUAAUCGAAGGAGGCAUCGAGAGGCUGAACAUCUUGCUGAAAUUCAAGCAAGGCAUUAGCACCACCAAGAAAUCCAUGGCGGCCAAGAUGAUAGAGAUAGGUCUAGAAAAGAAGGAGGCCAUUCAGGACAUCUUGGGUCUUGCACAUGCGUCCCAAGGACGUUGACGAAGUCUGGCGCGUUGUCGCGAGGGCUACGGCUAACAACGAGCUGGGAAUCGCCGCAAAGGUGGCGCCGUGGAACUCGUAUAACGACCCCACCGGACGCAAAGACCGGCUUGUGUGCGUCUACACGGCCGACUUUAGUGACAAGGCAGAUGUCACUCGGGUUCUACAGAAGCUUCGGGAGCUGAAAUUGAUCGAGGCUAUGGGACGUCCCAUCUAUUACAAGCCAGAUGCGUUCACAUACCUGGGUAUCGCCUACGGCAAUCAUUGGGAUGUCAAAGCCUCCAUCUACAGCUCCACUGAUCUUUUAUGA